Molecule: messenger RNA, 1791 nt
Organism: Ramularia collo-cygni
Lineage: Eukaryota; Fungi; Ascomycota; Dothideomycetes; Mycosphaerellales; Mycosphaerellaceae
Product: probable hydrolase, CocE/NonD family
Exons: 3
Coding region: 1-1791 (596 amino acids)
Molecular function (GO): dipeptidyl-peptidase activity
Source: RefSeq, a predicted model, not a curated record
AUGCCUAAUCAACUUCGUGAUCUUCACACAGUCGACCAAGAGUCGUUUCCUUACAUCUUCGAGCAAAAUGCAUCGGUACCGCUCAAGAGCUCUGAAGGAUGUGUUCGUGUCAACGUGUACCGUCCAAAGACCGAUGAGAAAGUGCCAGUCCUGGUAACUUAUGGUCCAUAUGGGAAAGAUAUUCACUACAAAGACUUUCAUCCCAAAUCAUUCUCCGAGGUCAAUCCCCAGCAAAAAUCCGAUCAUUCCGCCUGGGAGACUCCCGAUCCAGGCUUCUGGACCAAAAACGGCUAUGCAGUAGUUCGAGCGGACGAGAGAGGUACUGGCCAGAGUCCCGGCAAACUAGACACCAUGUCCAAAGGAACAUCGGAAGCCUUUUUCGAAGUCGUGGAAUGGUGUGCCGAGCAAUCAUGGUCUUCCGGCAAGGUCGGCCUUCUUGGGAUCUCCUACUAUGCCGGAACUCAAUGGCGUGUUGCGGCUCGUCAACCAAAAGGUCUGGCUUGCAUGAUUCCUUGGGAGGGCAUGAGUGAUUACUACCGUGAUCGAUGCCGACAUGGUGGAAUUCUCAGCAAUGCUUUCAUCUCCUUCUGGUGGAAUCGUCAGGUCGUCACGAACCAAUACGGCCGUCCGGGUCGCGCAGCAGCAAAAUGGGGAAUCGACACUAUCGAAGGCGACUUGAGCGAAGAGGAGCGGGAGAGGAAUCGACAGGAUCAGACUGUUGAUAAUGAGCAGUUCAAGUUCCGGGAUGAGGACUAUUAUGCCAGUAAGGAGUUCAACUUGUCAGAUGUGAAAGUCCCUCUCCUCUCCGUGGCGAACUGGGGUGGAAUUCUCCUUCAUUUGCGUGGGAAUGUACAGGGAUAUCUGAAUGCGGGCAGUGAGCUGAAAUACCUUCGAUUCAUCACUGGCCGGCACGAUCUCCCAUUCUACUAUGAAGAAGAGGUAGAGAUCCAGCGUAGCUUCUUGGAUGCUUUUUUGAAAGACGAUGACCGCCAAGGUUGGUCGAUCAAGGGCAAGCUUCCUCCUGUUGAUGUCGUUCUUCGAAAAGGCGAUGUCGGAUUCAACGAUGCUGCGGCCGAGAAAAUCUACCCCAGACGUAGCGAGAACGAGUGGCCCAUUGCACGAACACAGUACACCCGCUUCUAUCUUCAACCCGACCAGAGCCUAUCUACGAGCCCUCCUGAGAUUACAGAGCAGAAGAAGACGGUCUCAUACAAAGCUUUGGGAACGCUCGAAUCACCGCAAUCAGUCCARUUCACCACCCCAGCGUUCGAAGAAGAAACAGAAAUCACCGGCCACAUCGUAGCUCGACUAGCAAUUUCCGCCUCCAGUGCUACCCCCAACCAACCGCCUCCAUCAGACAUCGACAUCUUUGUCACUCUGCGACACAUCUCUCCUCAAGGAACCGAAGUCUUUUACACCGGAACAGCCGGCGACGCAGUACCUCUCACCAAAGGCUGGUUACGAGCCAGCCUUCGCAAAGUCGAGGAAAAUCACCCUCAAAACCACGAAUGGCUACCUCAUCGCGAAUAUCGCAGUACAGAUGUCMAAGAGGUCAAACCUAACACCAUCUAUGCUGUUGAUGUGGAGCUUUGGCCUACUAAUGUAGUGGUUGAUAAAGGUGGUAGAAUUGUCUUUGAGGUUUCCAGUGGCGAUACACAGGGCUCUGGGAUCUUUCAACACAAUUCGUCUGAGGAUAGGUCUGAGAAAGUCUUCGCUGGACUGAAUAAUUUGCACUUUGGUGAUGGGCACCAGAGCUAUGUUACACUUCCAGUUAUACCAGCCAAGCCUUGA